CCUCCUCCCAUCCACCGCGCUCGCAGCGGACUCCGCGCUAUUUACCGUUAGCCUCGGGAUUUUCACAGCGCUGAAAAUGAUCCGUUUUCUAAAGAGACAUCACAUCUAAUGCAUUCACAACAUAGGAAGGUCGUCAGACGGGACCAUAACCCGGGCUUCGAGCGCACAUGGUCGAAGGUGCAGCCAAUAUUCCUUUCGCCACAGGGGACAAAAGACUCGGCGGCUAUGAGGAAUAAAGGCCACACGAGUAGGCACCCCUGCUGACGUGUGACCGCGAGGCGAGGCGGCAACGGAGUUGGGCGCACGCUGACGGAUGUGCGCCGCGCCGAGCGUGGUCACGAGCCGAGAUGGCUGCAGCACUGCGAGCUCCAAGUCGGUGGCUCGACGGAGCCCCGGUGACGAGGAAGAGGCCGCUGUCUACCGGCUACCUGCGGUGGUCGUCGAGAGCGACCCCAAGAGGCUACAGACGCAGCUUCGCUCUGCGCGCAGCGACCUGGUGUUCUUGCAGACCCAGCACCGGCUCACGCUCAGAGGUCUGCACGCCGAGAUCGCCAAGCUCCAGAAGACCGUCAAAGAAAUGCAGUUCGCUCUGUUUAACAACGGGAUAACACUAGUGGACGAAGCCUCGUACGAAGCGAAGAUCGCGCAGCUUGAAGAAGACCUGGACAAGUGGUGCUGCCACUGUCGCUUCCUCAGCUCACAGCUGGAGCAGGCCAACAACGCUCUAGUUUCACUCAACCAGCGGCUGCAAGUGCAGGACUGGCAGCACCAGGCGGAGCUGUCGGAGAAGAACUCCAUCAUCGCAAACCUGCAGAGAGAACUCGAGUGGAAAUGUCGCACUCUGGCCGAACUGGAGAUGGCCACGCGAGCACGAGGGACGAGGAGGAUGUCCGGUCCUGCGGGACCUUUCGCCGCUUCGAUGACGUCGUCGUCGUCGCUGGUGGAACCUUGCGAGCCGGUGCGUUCGCCGUCCCAGAGGGGCCUUAUGGCUGGAGCGUCUGGGAAGGCGUCUCCUGCUUCGACUUCGGCGCGCAAGGGCAGUUACAGGCUACCCGUAAUCGUGCGUGACCGGCCUCCAAACGACGACGACGACGACGACGACGCGGCUCCCCAGUCGUCGCAGUCGAGCGCGACAACUUCAAGAAGCGUCACGCCCCGCAGGCACACGGGCGCUCGGGCGGCGUCGGCCAAGUGCCUGCCAGUCGCCGGCGCUUCCUCUUCUUCCUCGGCCAAGAAGAAGUCGGACCAGCAGGCGGGAGCGCGAGGCGCCGCCGAGUCGGACCGCCGGCGCGCCCAGCUGCGGCUGCCGCCCCUGGUGGACCCGAUGCGCGCGCUGGCGUUCCCGGCCCGCUCGCUGGUGCACCACCAGCUGACGGCGGUGCACUGCGACUCCGGCCUGAGCACCGACGAGGAGCUGUCCAUCGACCGCGUGCCGUCGCCCGAACUUAAGCCCAAGAAGAUGGGGGGCAGGGUGCUCGAAGUGUCCACCAAGUGAUGCCCGUUCUCCGAUAGACAAUUUCUAAGGAACCGCUUCUACACCUUCGCGUUUGUUGGGCUCGCUGUGCAUGCGGGAAACUCGAUAACUGUAUUCUGACGCGGGAUGUUACGGUAUUAGGAACUAUCGAAAGAAUCGUUCAAGCAGCGUAAACCAGCGUGUUGACUUGACGUCGAAGGGUGUAACAUUAGCUACUUGCUCGUCCGGAGGGACGAGUUAUUUUCGAAACACCGCGCAUGUCUGCCAAAACUGAAGCUCGCUCGCACUGCGCACGGGAAAAGUCUUCGUUUAAUGUGGCCUUCCAUAUUAUACGUCAAGCGAAGUUGCGACGAAGAUUUUGUCACAGGCCGGCAUUCGUGUGCAACAGGAUGCACCGCCUCCAAGCCUAAGAUGGCGGCCCACGUUCGCGCAUUGUGAUAAUGUGAUAUAAACAUCGUGUGUAUUACACGGGCUAAUGCCACUGCUGCCCAGCUGUUUGAUCGGACAGUAAUGCCGGAGUGCACGCACAAUUAAUGUGGGCUGACUCUAGAGGAUACCUUUAAUGAUAAGCUGGAACUACACUUUCUGGCAUCUUGUCAUCAGACGCCGAGUGCUCAAUGCACGGCACUCCAGUUACCGCUUUACUAUAGGGAGAUUCACAUGAAGCUGAAUGCAUAAAAUACUGUUACAUUUACGUUACAUUUAAAAACAAUCAUGUCUGAAAAGCUUCCUAUUACCUUUCGUUUUCUCUGAUUUGAUAGAUGCAAAGAGGUCUACCCACUGCAGUCACGGGAUCGAUUCUAACCUGCGACGGACAGCUUCCGGUGGGUUCACACAUAAUGCGAAAACACUCGUGUUCGGUGCUUCAAUUGAUGCACGGUUACUGAAUCUUAUGCAGUCAAAAUUAACCCUGAGCCCCACCAUCACAGCCUCUCUAGUUAUUCAUGUGUUUCCUUGUGACGUAAAACCCCAUCAUUAUAUCAAUCAACAAACCCAUCUGCUAGUCAAGGAGGUCAAUGUUGAACUCCGCGUGCUACGUACUUUGUUUCGUUUUCAAAAGUGUCCCGUUGAAUUCACCUCGUUUCACAAGAAUAAGGAGCAGGCGGGACGCCACAAACCGGAGAUGGAACAUAGAACCUGGUGCUGAUAGCACGCUAUCAAAGAAUGCCAUCGUUACCACCGUGUAUAUGUGUGCUCUUCUAGUAUGAGUUUACAUUGAAUUUCGCACCCCAUCAUACAAGAGGCAUAAUUUUUGUGCGCCUCAUUCAAUGUGUGAACCUCACACAGUAUCUUCGGGAGUUCCAGAAGCAGUGACCUGGUCAACACUCCUGUCAGAAAUUCGUCACUGUUCAUUGAUCUAAUUCUCGUUUUCAUACGUAAUUACUUGUGGGAUACGUUUUAUUUCAUAUGCGAUGGAGUAGGCAGCCCCCGCUAUAGUAUCUAUCUUCGUAACACUUUAAAAUGACUGUAUAGGAUCCUUUCACGGGCGUAGGGCUCCCCUUGCUUUACCCUUGCCCUGUCACUCAUCAUUUCGUUAUAGCGAACGAGCUCGAUCAGGGCUAGUGAAGCACAUACACGUUAAGCACGUUAAGGUGUAAUUGACACGCCGCCAUGCGGCGCUCUUUUAGGCCAUUUUCUAGGGGUGUGCGAAUAUUCUAAACUUUCGAAUAACGAAUCUAAUAGGGUCCUGUUCGAUCCAAUCUUGGAAUAGUUUUCGAAUAUUUCGAAACGCCAACUGUACGCAAGAAAACAUAAAAUCGGAGCGAAGGUAUGGCUCCGCGGGCAUAGACACGAGUAUAAUUGCGUAGUGGCACAGGCUACGUUGUUCAGAUAGCCAGGCUUUAACGGCUGUAGAGCGAUCAUUCGCACUGCAAAGAGUCCUGCGCAAAGAAAACAAAUUGCCUAUUUGUUCCUAAUGCUCCAUUUCUGCUUUUCAUUGGAAACGCUUCAUAAAGACCAGUGUAAUGACAGAAAUUGGCUAACGUUAUGAGUAUUAGAAUGCGAAGGACGUUCUAUAUAUGAAUUAUUAAAACAUAAUUGCAAUAUUCGUAAAUUAUUCGAAAUGUAUUUGAUAUUCGACUCCAUUCAGUUCGCUCUUGGCACUAUUCGAUGUGCAUUAUACUCAGUCUCAAAGCUUACUGUUUGCACGCCCCUACUAUUUUUCAUUUUGCUAAUCAUCCGACGAGCACGCUCCGAUGAACCGUCCAAGCAAACAUGUCAAUCAGGGCUUUCAUAUUCAAUCACGGAAUUAGAGCGCAUCCUGACGUCAUAUCAUGGACGUAUUAGCCAUCUAUGUGCCCGAACAGUGGAAUAGGGAAACGUAAACCGAGAAAGGCAAGGUUGCAAGACCCGAACCGUGAAGACAGCAUAGGUGGCAGAGGUUCGGCUUCACCGUUGGCACGAGCACUCUGCCUCACGCUCAACUGGUGCAGUUGACAAAUUCCGAACGUGUGUGGUGUGUCGCGAGCACAGUUUACAGCGGAGAAAGUGGUUGCGAAGUUACAAGUUCUUGCCGUGGUAGUAUUUUAAUGGGCGACAUCGCAAGCAGUCGUUUACGGCGUCAUUAUGGGUGUUGAAGCACAAGUCGUGCAUUUUCCUUCUGGGCUCUUGCCCUGUUGCCACCUGAGCAACGAACUUAGUUGUAUAUAUUGUUGUGUGAAGUUCUUGUGGUCACUUUGCAAACAUAUGUAUUAGAAUAAUUUACGUCGGAAGAGAAAAAAAUGUACAUUAAUGAGUAUAAAGACAAAUAUGUAGACGGCAAUGUCAUGAAGGUGUGGUGACGCUGACACCACUUUUGGUGUAGUUUUGUUUGACAUGAAUGUUUCAUAACCCAGUGCAGGCAUGGUGCGCUCAUCUCCACUGAGUCACGACAUUGCAUGAGUUUGUCAGCGCAGUUAGGGCAAUCAGAAACUAGUUUUAUUGCCGUGGAUUUUUCUGGAAAGUCAAGGUGAAUACGUUCGGAAACGCAUUCGAAAAAAAAAAGUUUCACUGGUGGAUACCUUCUACACUUUCUUUUUCGAUUUGCACCGUUGCUGCAUCGCUGCUAGGUUUUUUCCACACCACGAGUCGACGGAAGUGAGACAUCUACGUGCGUUUCAGAUGGUACAUAUGGUAAAUGUAGUACCAAAGGAAGAAACAGCGAUGUGGCUUCGGUACACUAAGGAUUGGUCUAGUGCCGUAUACCGUGUCUGUUGAAAGUCCUAGAAACACGGUGGGCGUGACUGCAUAUAGACGCAGUCUUGUGUGGCGAAUGGCAACUUGCAGAGAAGAAAGCGUGUUGCAGUUGGUGUCGUGAUUUAUUCAACUAAUGAGAGACAUGCUGAUGCAGUCACCUGUUUCUAUUUUUUCUAUUGUCUUUAAGCCUCAGUGAAACGCCAAAUAGCAAAAGAUAUAAGAAAACCUUUGUUAGGUUGGUAUGACAAUGAAAUUAAAGAGCUGUCAAACUCGGA
Messenger RNA from Dermacentor albipictus, 4923 nucleotides. RefSeq lists its product as uncharacterized. The record is from RefSeq and is a predicted model, not a curated record. NCBI's taxonomy places the organism in Eukaryota, Metazoa, Arthropoda, Arachnida, Ixodida, Ixodidae.